AUGAGCCCUACUCCUGAACCCCCGACAACCAAAAAGCGCGAGUCCCGUGCUGGGGCGCGUAAAGUGACGUCGCUCUCUGCCGAACAGCUGGAGAGGAAGCGCGCCAACGAUCGGGAAGCCCAAAGAACCAUUCGUCAACGGACCAAGGAGCAUAUUGAACGGCUGGAGCACCAAGUGGCUGAGUUGAAAGCCAAGGGGGAACAAUUUGACGAUGUCGUCCGACGGAAUGUGGCGUUAGAACAUGAGAUCCGAGCUCUGAAGCAUCAGCUCGCCCUGGCUAGCAGACAAGGAUAUCCGGGUAUGGAAGGAACGUAUAGCAAUGCACCUGGGUCUAUGGUCCCGGCCACGCAGUUUGCAGAGCCUUUGGGGAUGAAUCCAGCUUCCAGGGCCCCGUCGGUCCUCUCCACGUCCAGUCGUGUCUCGGUUGGGUCGGAAUGGCCUCCCUAUGGCACCAACCGGUCACCUUCAACAUGCGAAUCGAGCGAGACGAAUUAUGGAAACCGGGCCGAAUCGUACUUGUUCGAAAAUCAACUUCAGCCUACGAGCGCAAUGUCCGUCGCGCCGCCGCAGGUCAGCUACAGUGCGCCUGUCGGUGCUCAACCAGACCCGACAUUUCAAUCGUAUGCACAGGCAUAUCACACCGGAAACGCUCCUCGUGGACCGGUAGAUGACCUAGCAUCCCAUCCUCCACAGCCAGUACCUUACGUACCUGGACAGAGGCCGAUGUCAGUGCCAACAAUACCAACAGAGAGACCGGCAGGAUAUCCUCUCGUACAUGCGCCACAACAGUAUCAUCAACAUACGCUUCCACCUCAAACACGGAAUGACUACGGCUAUGCCUGGAACCCGCAUCAGUCGUGAGACGAUGGACAAGCACGUGGGGCUCUCACGAAAGAAAAGAGAUUCUUGCAUGAGGCCAAGGCAAUCGCGGUUGUUGCCUGAAUGGUUCAGCAAGCGAUCAUAUGAUGAUUACGAUCAAUACUCUCCGACUCAACGCACGGGGAGGACCUGGUAUCCGGGAUGCAAAACACUGUUGCGUGCAACUACGCAAACAACACACACACUUACGGACUGGUCAUAUAGCACAGGGCUAUCUCCAAAUUGUCUACAUAACUUGUGAUGAAGGGGCUUCAUUGGAUCCGGGAAUUGGCUUGCCUUUGCCAGGCGUCCAGCAAAGAAAAAAAAAAAAAUCCCAGGGGUCCGGAUAUCUCAGUGGCACUGGCGG
This is a messenger RNA of Aspergillus welwitschiae, 1225 nucleotides long. RefSeq lists its product as uncharacterized. Bases 1 to 861 code for a protein of 286 amino acids. The transcript has 2 exons. NCBI's taxonomy places the organism in Eukaryota, Fungi, Ascomycota, Eurotiomycetes, Eurotiales, Aspergillaceae. The record is from RefSeq and is a predicted model, not a curated record. Gene Ontology annotation, molecular function: DNA-binding transcription factor activity. Gene Ontology annotation, biological process: regulation of DNA-templated transcription.